Purpureocillium lilacinum is the source of this 4731-nucleotide messenger RNA. RefSeq lists its product as uncharacterized. Lineage: Eukaryota; Fungi; Ascomycota; Sordariomycetes; Hypocreales; Ophiocordycipitaceae. Gene Ontology annotation, biological process: protein phosphorylation. The record is from RefSeq and is a predicted model, not a curated record. Gene Ontology annotation, molecular function: ATP binding; protein kinase activity.
AUGUAUCAGGGCAGCCAGAGACAUGUCUCGGGCGGUGAUCCCACGCGGUCAUUUCAAGUGCCGCCGCCGCCGCCCAUGUCUCCUCCCAUGGCUGGCCCUCCCAUGAACAGCAUCAUGAACAUACCGCCGCCGCCGCCCCUGCGGUAUCCGACCGCCGCGUCUGGCGGCUCCGGCGUCGUCCUGCCGCCUCCCCCCGGCCCGCCCCCUCCGAGCGCCCUCGCCCACCAGCAGUCGUGGCACGGCAACUACGGCCGCAUGUACGACGGCCGUCCCGGCAUCAGCCUGCCGCCGCCGCCCCCGACGGGCCAGCACCAGCCGUACAAUCCCAAGCUGCACGCGCAGAUGGCUGCCGGCCAGACCAUCGCCAUGCCCCCUCCGCCCCGCCCGAGCGACGCCAUGAGCAUGAGCGCCACCUACAUCCCGACCGGCGAGACGUACGGCGAGGGCGUCGGCAUCCCGGGCUUCGGCAUCGACUCGUCGUCAACGAUGCAUGCCUCGUGGCAGGCUGCCGCGACGCAGGCCGCGAUCGACGCGAACAACACGAUGAACCCCAUGGACGACGCCGCUGCGAGGGAUAGGUUCUAUGCCGCCCAGCAGAGGGGUUUGUCCAACGCCUCGAGCGCCGCCUCCGGUAGCACAAUAUCCCCAGAGCUCGCCGCCCAGUGGUCGCUCGACACCGUCCUGAUCUGGCUCGCGCAGAACCAGUUCUCCAAGGACUGGCAGGAGACUUUCAAGGGCCUGAACCUCCACGGCGCGCAGUUCCUCGAGCUCGGCAGCCUCCACGGCGGACGCGGCAACUUUGGCAUGAUGCACCAAAAGGUCUACCCCAGACUGGCCCAAGAAUGCAGCAACAGCGGCACGGGAUGGGAUCAGACGCGCGAGAGGGAGGAAGGCAAGCGGAUGCGGCGCCUCAUACGGAGCAUCGUCACCGGUAAGCCCGUCGACGCGUCCAAGAUGACGACCUCCCAUGGUCGCAACCAGUCCGUCAACGCCGGCCAUGCGAGCAGCCUCCCGAGCGCCGGCACCGAUCCCAACGACUCCCCCAACACUCUCCAAAGCUCGGCCGAGACGGGCUUCCUCUCGAGAAAAUUCUCCCAGACGCGGGCUACGACGAUGCCCACGCUCAACAACAGCACCAUGAGCUCAGACUCCGGGCACCGGCUGAACCUGCGGCUGAGCCCGAUCACCAACGACUUCGAGGGCAGCUUCUGGGGAACGUCGGCGCGGACAGAUAGCCCAAGCGCCAGCCCCGGCCCGCAACAGGCGCUGUUCCCGUCGGCGACGACCCCGGUGCUAUCGAGCUCGACGCCGGGAUCCGCCAAGUUCGGGCAUCGCUCGCGCAACAGCGCCGACUCAGUCUCGUCAAGCGCGGCCAUCUACGGCUCCGGCGUGCCUGCCGACGCGGCGGCCAUCCUGGGCCGGGGUUUGAACCUGAGCGAGGCUCUUGCCUCAGGGCGGCACCCCGAUGGUCGCGCGAAGCAGUCUCCACUUGAGGCGGGCGACCGGUCGGCCGGCACGGAGCCUCCGGCGUCGGCCAAGGACUCCAAGAGCUUCCUCAGCUUCCUGUCGCGCAAGAAGCGGCAGAAGGAAGACGAGUCCUUUGCGUCUCCUGAUGACUUUGACUCGCCAGACUCACCCGUGGCCGUGCUCAAGCCGUCGUCGCGUAGCGCCAACGGCGGCGACGGGCAUGUCGACCGGCCCGGCUCGAGCUUCGGCGCCCACGACAAGAACGACUUUGCCUCGCAUCAGCGGGCCAAGCGCGCCAGCGUCGUCCGGACAUAUGUGCUGGCCACCAUGGACCACUGGAACUACCGCAUGUGUGACAUUACCGAGGCGGAAUCAGCAGCGGAGAUCCGUCAGGUCAUCUGUGCGAACCUCGGCCUGAACAGCCACGGCCACUCCAUAAUCUACACCACCGAGCUUGGAAAGUUUGACCACACCGAGCCCCUCGACGACCAGCAGCUGCUCACCAACAAGCGGGUCAAGGCGGACUCGUCCGGGACACUCAAGUUCUUCGUCACCACAGCCUCCCCGACGACGCAGAGGAAUAGCGGGGUGCCAGCGUCGCUGUCUCCUGGAUACCUGCCUCCGGGCAUGGACGAGGAAGCCUACGCGCGACUCGAGAAUCGGCAGCGGUCGAGCUCGUCGCCACCUUCGUCGAGGUCGAACACCAUGUCUGGCAUCGACCAGAAGAGCUUGGAACAGGAGGCGACAGAGUACCGGGCGGAGAUUGAGCGCAAGCAGCGCGAGUAUCUGGAAAAGCGCAAGCAGGCGACCAAGAAAGGAAGCCCAACGGCGCCCGAGACGGCAGCCUUUGGCAUCGUGGGCCGCAACGUCGACUUUGACCAGCCGCGAAACUCACCCUUCGAGGACAAGAAGCCGGAGCAGCUCUUCCCCCAGAGGAAGCCGCCCGCACCGCCUAGUGACCCUUCCGCGACACUGAUCAAGGCCAACUCGCUGAGCAGGCGGUCUGGCCACUCCCUGCGGAUGUCCACCGGCAGUGCCGAUGGCUAUCCAUCGCCGCGCCAUCCUCAGACGAGCGGCGGCCCGGGAGACGAUUCGGCGGAUAGGAAGCCGAAGUUUGUUCCGCAGGGGUCCGUGGGCGGCAUCGGCGCUGCGCUUGUGGGCAUGGGCAGGAACCUGGGCGCCAUCGGACAGUCGACGGCCAACGCCCCGAGGAGUGCUUCGAGCCAAAACGUCUCGUCACCGGCGACCGUCUCCAGUGGCAGCAACCGGCACUCGGGCCAGCGCCCGUCAUCGCCAGGCGAUGUUAGCCCGGUAUCUACGCACUCCAAGGCCACGAAUUCCACGGAGGGCUCCUCCAAGCGCAAGUCGCAUGGCCCCGAUCUGGACUUUAAGGACACCGACGUCAGCUUCUCGAACGCUCCGCGGCCCUCGCGGCCGACGCAAAGGCCCCCGCCAGGCGACGACAGCGACGACUCCGACGACGGAUUGUUUGCCAUUCCGCUCGCGGGCAGGAACAAGGGCAAGGGUCCCGCGGGCGGCAGCAGGAGAUCGGGCGCGCCCGGCCAUGCCCAGCGUCCGAGCUUAACGGUCAACACCCGGCCUAGGAGCAAGCAGUUGUCGGUCUCGUUCACCUCGCCGCAGUCCCUCGAAAGUGCGGCCACUGGCGAGAGCAAUGAGGCAUUGUCCAGCGCGCGCACCGGGGUCGGCUCCCGAAGGACCCCAGCGACCCCGGGGUCCGAGGGCUGGGACUCGGAGGACAGCAAGAUCAACAGGCGCAAGUCCUUUAUUGAAAAGGACGUGUGGGCGAACCGUCCUCCCACUGACGACCUGCUCAACAACCUUGACGACUUCUUCCCCAACCUAGACCUGGAUCAACCCGUCCUUGAGGAAGGUUCGGGUGGCGACGCGACUGCAUCGCCGAGCGGGGACGCGGAAGAGGUUGGGGAUCAACGCAGCGCGGCCAUCCCCGCCGUACCACCUCUGCCAGCCAACACCGCCGCGACGGUCCCGGCGGCCGUUCCGCCAUCGCGGCAGCCGUCGCUGUACGGGGACGGAGACACGCUGGGCUCGGACGAGUCGACGCUCAAGGCCUCGGAGCGCACAAACGGUGGAGGGCAGUCGGUGGCCCAGAGGAGCCUGCGCCGGUCGGGAGGGUUAGGCCGAAUGAAGUCUAUCCGUGAGGUGGCCCGCGGCGCGCACGAGGCCAACAAGCGAUAUACGACGGCGUCACAGAACCUGGACAAGUCUAGCAUCAUGCGGCGCAAGAGCACCAAGAUGUUCAACGCCAACAUCGUGCAGAUCCGGCCGGACCAGCGGGGAAGCAUGGUGCUGCCGCAGAUACCGCAGGAUACGCUACCCAAGCGGCAGACGACGUUCAGGUGGUUCAAGGGCCAGCUGAUUGGCAAGGGCACUUACGGGCGCGUCUAUCUCGGCAUGAACGCCACGACCGGAGAGUUCCUGGCGGUCAAGGAGGUCGAGGUCAACCCCAAGGCCGCGGCAGGCGACAAGGCCAAGAUGCGAGAGAUGGUGGCGGCGCUCGACCAGGAGAUUGACACGAUGCAGCACCUGGACCACGUCAAUAUCGUGCAGUACCUGGGGUGCGAGCGCAAGGAGACGAGCAUCAGCAUCUUCCUCGAGUACAUUUCUGGUGGCAGCAUCGGAUCGUGCCUGCGCAAGCACGGCAAGUUUGAGGAGUCGGUGGUGUCGUCGCUCACGCGCCAGACUCUCUCCGGUCUGGCAUACCUGCACCGCGAGGGCAUUUUGCACCGGGACCUCAAGGCCGACAACAUCCUGCUGGACCUUGACGGCACAUGCAAGAUUAGCGAUUUCGGCAUCUCCAAGAAGACGGACAACAUCUACGGCAACGACAAGACCAACUCGAUGCAGGGCUCCGUGUUCUGGAUGGCGCCCGAGGUCAUCCGCUCCCAGGGCGAAGGCUACAGCGCCAAGGUGGACAUUUGGAGUCUCGGCUGCGUGGUGCUCGAAAUGUUUGCCGGCCGACGGCCGUGGAGCAAGGAGGAGGCGGUGGGCGCCAUCUACAAAAUUGCCAACGGCGAGACCCCGCCCAUCCCCGAGGACAUCCAGGAGACGAUUGGACCGCUGGCCGUGGCGUUUAUGAUGGAUUGCUUCCAGGUGAACCCGUUUGACCGCCCGACGGCGGACGUGCUGCUCUCGCAGCACCCGUUCUGCGACCUGGAUCCAAACUACAACUUUUACGACACAGCGCUGUAUCAGAAGAUUAAGCACGCGUACAACAAGCAGUAG